Messenger RNA from Besnoitia besnoiti, 858 nucleotides. RefSeq lists its product as uncharacterized. The record is from RefSeq and is a predicted model, not a curated record. Bases 1 to 858 code for a protein of 285 amino acids. NCBI's taxonomy places the organism in Eukaryota, Apicomplexa, Conoidasida, Eucoccidiorida, Sarcocystidae. The transcript has a single exon. Gene Ontology annotation, cellular component: nucleolus.
AUGGAGGCGACGACUGAAUUGCAGGGAGCCGCCCCGAGGCGCUCUGCUCCGCGGAAGGCCGCAGACUCGUCCGCGUCUCCUCAAAAGGAAGUCGAGGCCUCCGCGAGUCCCGCCUCGCCUACCCCAGCGUCUCGGCGAAGCGCAGACGCGCCGGCUUCGGGUGCAGGCGAUGCAGAGCGGCCAACGUCGCCUGGGGCCUCGCGGCAGCAAAAGGGCGGGGCGUCCCCGUGUCGAGGCGCGGAGUGCGCCGCCGCGCAGACGGCGGCAGACACCCCCGAUCUCUGCGCGGACGAAGCAGGCUCGCGGAAAAGGCGCUCUUCUGCCGGCGAUGCUGCCAGCGAGAAGAAAAUGAAGUCCGCAGUCGCGGAUGGCGCCGGUGCCCGUGAGGACGCUCAAAGAGACACUGCGGAGGAGGCGUCGCAAGCCGACGAAGAAGGCUCCUCCUCCACUGCAGAAGGCAGUCUCCAGCCGGGCACCAUGGCGGCCCACAUCCCGCGCGUGCGAGGAAAGCAGGCGUGGAAGGCGAAGGGGUCCGUGCGCAGCUUCGGGCGUUUCUGCAAGGAGGCCGCCAACCGGGCGAAGGGCACAUGGGAGACGCAGAAGAGAGCGCGAGACGAGGAGCGCGCGAUGCGGCAAGCCGAGCGAGAGAUGCGGGAGCAGAGAGCUGCUGUGCUGCGGCGCCGCAGAGAGAAGACUGAAGAGAAGAGGCGACGGAAAGAAGAGAAUGAAAUGAAGAGCACGCAAGUGCAAGUCAUCAAGAACACCACGAAACUGCGCAAGUGGGGCAAGAAGGCGCGCAGAGACCUAGUCAAAAUGAGCCCUGAAAUGAUUCAAAAGCUUUAUAACGUCCGCUUCUAA